Messenger RNA from Odocoileus virginianus texanus, 1571 nucleotides. The record is from RefSeq and is a predicted model, not a curated record. Lineage: Eukaryota; Metazoa; Chordata; Mammalia; Artiodactyla; Cervidae.
UGGAAACCUAUAUUAGGGGAAAACCAGGGUCCUCGGCAUUUUUUUGCUAGCUGUGCACCCAGAAUCCAAAAACAUUUUAGAAAGAACGAAUCCACAGUUCGUUUGGUCAUCCGAACAAGGCUACGAAAUCGCUCUACUGGACAUCAGCACCAGGGAUUCAUUUUUGAGGUCAAUUUCCAAUCGAGAUAAAUCUAUUGGAUUAGUAGGAUUAUCUGAUUGCAGCUGAAAGAAGUAACGUUGUUUGAUCAUUUGUAUUUCUUGCCUGAUGCUCGGAUUUACAUGGAGGUGGCUUUGGGUCCCAAGGAUUCUGGAUCGUGCUUGCAGCUGGAGAGAAAAAAGGAUCAAUCGACACGUUUUGGAAGUGUCCGUGGGUGAAUAAAAAAGGGGGGGGGGGCGCAAAACUGGGGUUGCGACUGCUUAGAGAAGAAAAAAAAAAGCAAAUAAAGGAAGCAUCUUGAAUUGUCAAACAAGAAUUACCGGGUGCUCAAGAUUCCAAAAUAAGCGUCUAGGAACUGGUAAAUACUUUGAGCAAUUUAGCUUGAAUUUGACGGCGAAGUGUUGUAGAAACUGUCUCCUUGAAUUAUUGGAAGGGGACUUGGGAAAGAUGAGGGGGCUCCCUCUGUGGAUUUGUCUUACUGAGGGAUAUAGACCUGCAGCUAACUGGAUUUGAUUUGUAAGCGGGAAAUGUACAGUCAAUGGCCACUCUCACCACAUUGCUACUAUGGAAAACAGAAUAGUCAAUAGGAUAUGGUCUGAUCAAUAGUGAUGAUUGAAGAUGCUACUUCAAUACAUGUGAGAUCAAUGGAGAUACUGGCUGCACGAAGAGCUUUCUGAGCUUUUCUUGACAAACUUGCCUUUAAGAAAUAAAGGUGUAGUCUACCAAUAUACAGUUUUUCUCAAGUGGAUACAAAUACCUUGACUCACUGUAACCACACAACUAAUGUGGGACCAUGGCAGUGCCCAGAUGCACGUGGCCAGAUUAUGUUUGGAGAGCAGUCAUGGCCUGCUUGGUACACAGGGGGUUGGGUGCCUCAUUGACUCUUUGUGUGUUAAGCUGUUUACUUCACGCUGCCCACGUGCUCUCACAAAAAUUGGAUGAUGCAGACCCACUGGUGACUACCAACUUCGGCAAAAUAAGAGGGAUCAAGAAAGAACUCAAUAAUGAAAUUUUGGGUCCUGUUAUUCAGUUUCUUGGUGUUCCGUAUGCAGCCCCGCCAACCGGGGAACAUCGUUUUCAGCCUCCGGAACCACCAUCUCCUUGGUCAGACAUCAGGAAUGCCACUCAGUUUGCUCCUGUCUGCCCCCAGAAUAUCAUUGAUGGCAGAUUGCCGGAAGUCAUGCUUCCUGUGUGGUUUACUAAUAACUUGGAUGUGGUUUCAUCGUAUGUACAAGACCAGAGUGAAGAUUGCCUGUAUUUAAACAUAUACGUCCCAACUGAGGAUGUAAAAAGAAUAUCCAAGGAAUGUGCCAGAAAACCCGGCAAGAAAAUAUGUAGAAAAGGAGGUGUCUCGGGUAUAGACGUGUUCCCAGUGAAGGGGGUCUGUGGAAAGAGGAAUGCCUCUAGCUCGUGA